Molecule: messenger RNA, 1338 nt
Organism: Effrenium voratum
Lineage: Eukaryota; Dinophyceae; Suessiales; Symbiodiniaceae
Source: the annotation of a GenBank genome assembly
CUCACGCGCAACUCGUUCGAUUGUUUUAGUUGGACUCUUGGUUGGAACGAUGUUUGCCCGUGCUUUCACAUGGCGUCUUUCGAGUGCCGCCUGCAGGGCCUUCGCUGAUGCGCGGGCAAAUGCCUUGGCCGCAGCUUCCCGAAACCGGAGCCGUUUGAAGCAAUCGAGGCGUUUGUUGGGCAUAGACCCGCCGGAUGUGCCUGCGGCUGAACAAAUCAGCUGCAGCGACCCAGAGCAGCAGACCGCCCUCAAGGAGAUCUUUGCGGCUCUCAGGACCAGAGAUUGGGAGGCUGGGGUCGCGGCUUAUGGCCGCUUUUCCGACCCUGAGCCCAAUUUGGCCUUGGCUGCGGUGAUUCUGGCUGAGCGCUGUGGCAAGACCACCGAGGCCUUCGACCUCUAUGUCGACCUGCGGCGGCGUAAGGAGCUUACGGCUCGGGUCUUCACCCACCUCAUCCGUUUGGCUGGCAAAGUGCACACAGUGCUGGCGCAAGCCAUGCUGGCAGAAAUGAAGGUCUGCAAGCUGCAGCCCAACCAGCAGAACUAUUUAGCGUUGCUGGAGCUGUUCAAGCAGCGGCGGGACGCCAAGGCGGCGCGGGAGACCUGGCAGCAGAUGCGCCAGGACAUCGGGGAAGCCUCGGAGAUGACGCUGUGCAGCGUGAUGUCUGCCGUGGCAAAGUCUGGGGACGUAGCCGGCACAGAGGCCCUGCUGUUGGAGGGCAACAAAAUCGGGCGGCCGCACUUCAACUGCUGCCUGGAUGCCUGCCAUGUAGCAGGCGAUGCUGACAACGCCUUCCGCAUUUUGGGGGAGAUGAAGGCAGCGGGGUGCCCGCCGGACGUGAUCUCCUACAACUCGGUGCUGGGGGCGCUGGACAAAGCUGGCCGGCCUUCUGCGGAUCGGGUGCGGUUGUUGGAAGACAUGGAACGGUCGGGGGUGAAGCCCAACAACCUCUUCCUCGAGCGUCACAUCGCUUGCAUCCUGGGCAUUCCACAGAAGGGAGCAGCAGUUCGAGAAGUGCUGCAGCUACCGUCUGAGGUGCGCGUGGAAGCGCUGGAGACGAUUAGGAAGGCAGAGGCCGACGGGGUGGAGCCGACGCUGCUUACCCAGAAAGUGAAGCAGGUUAUUGAAACGGAGCACCUGGCGAAGGAGAACGACUGGGUGAAGGUGGUGGGAAAGGAUGGUGCUGGCUCUCCGUUAGAGUACUACUGGGACCGCUCCAGCGGGCUGACCCAGUGGGAGCACCCGGACUGCCAGGUCAUGGAGACGGUGAGCGCGUGAUCCAGGGCCUUGGCUGAAGUCGGGUCGGAAGCGCGGCGUGAGCACGAAGUCUCCGAAAAGAG